Molecule: messenger RNA, 795 nt
Organism: Lotus japonicus
Lineage: Eukaryota; Viridiplantae; Streptophyta; Magnoliopsida; Fabales; Fabaceae
Product: protein FAR1-RELATED SEQUENCE 5-like
Exons: 1
Coding region: 1-795 (264 amino acids)
Molecular function (GO): DNA-binding transcription factor activity, RNA polymerase II-specific
Source: RefSeq, a predicted model, not a curated record
AUGACACUAGGAUGUGAGCGUGGCGGCAAAUAUAAACCAUCCACAUCGGUGUUAAAGCGAAAGCGGACUGGAACUAAGAAGUGUAAUUGUCCAUUCAGGCUAAGGGCAAGGCGUAGUAAUAAAGAUAAAAUGUGGACGGUGCUUGUGCAUAGUGGGAUCCAUAAUCAUGACACUGCUGAGGUUUUGCAGGGUCACUCAUAUGUUGGCCGUCUAAAUCCAGAGGAAAAGGCGAUGGUGGGAGAAAUGAUUGAAGAAAGGGUCAAGGCCAGUGAUAUUUUGAUUGCUAUAAGGAAACACAACCCAACCAACUUGACUAGAAUUAAACAGAUUUACAAUGAGAAGCAAGCAUACAACAGGUUGAAGAGGGGAUCGUUGACCGAGAUGCAACACUUGAUGAAGUUGUUGGAAGAACACAAAUACGCACAUUGGUCUAGGGUGCAGGAUGGUACUGAUGUGGUCAGAUCUUUGUUUUGGGCACACCCUGAUUCCAUUCACUUGUUCAAUGAGUUUCCUCAUGUUGUGAUUCUGGAUAGUACAUACAAGACCAAUAGGUACAGGAUCCCUUUACUUGAGAUGGUGGGGGUUACGUUGACAAAUUUGACAUACUCAAUUGCUUUUGCGUACAUGGAGAAUGAGCAAAAGGAUGAGGUUGUUUGGGCUGUGAAUAGAUUAAAAGACUUGAUCAUUAAUGAGGACAAUCUGCCGAAGGUCUUUGUUACAGACAAAGACCAAGUUUUUAUGCUUAUACUCUUCUUUGCUUGUAGGUUACUCUUCUUUGCUUGUAGAUUAACAUGA